Messenger RNA from Aspergillus ibericus CBS 121593, 1716 nucleotides. RefSeq lists its product as uncharacterized. The transcript has 8 exons. The record is from RefSeq and is a predicted model, not a curated record. The coding region runs from base 1 to 1716 and encodes 571 amino acids. Gene Ontology annotation, molecular function: protein binding. NCBI's taxonomy places the organism in Eukaryota, Fungi, Ascomycota, Eurotiomycetes, Eurotiales, Aspergillaceae. Gene Ontology annotation, cellular component: cell cortex of cell tip.
AUGACCAUAGUCCCCUUGCCUAGAGGCAUGGGCAUGUGCGUUCACUGUUUUCCCGCCCUCCGUCCUCAGGCGGUGGAUGUUGAUGCAAUUAUCAAUAACCAGACGUUGUUCAUCGACGGUGGAGAGGUUCGCUAUCUCGAAGACAAUGAUACCAUCUCGGCCUAUGCGAUCCGAGAUCUACAGACCAUCGGCGUCUCCAAGUCCUUCUCGAAUACCGAUUCAGAUCAGUUCACGCACAUCGAAAAGCCAUAUAAUGCCUCCGACCCGGACGCUUAUCCGACCUUCUGUGAUGAAGGAUCCCAGUUCAAGGAUGGCCAAAACCUCUAUUUCUACGGCGGUUAUAUCAGUGGUCGCGACGGGCUUAAGGAUGUAGCGCCUGUCGAGACCUGGAAGUACAACAUUCAAAGUAAUAACUGGACCCGAGAUGGGUUCGGUGGCGUGCCGUAUGUUCGUCUGGCGGAAGGAGGUGCCGUGGUAUCAUACUCGCAGAACAAAGCGUACUACCUUGGGGGGAUCGAAGACCCUGGCGGUAAUCCGAACGUCUAUGGCACCGCGGGUGCAGAUGUACAAAUUGUCAGUGGCUUGUUGACCCUGGAUCAGUCCACGCUUACGUGGUCGAGUCUGUCGACGGAGGAGAUGAGCAACUAUGGUACUAUUGGAGCAGGAUAUGUCAACAUCCUGGAGGAUGUCGGCGAUGAAGGGUUGCUAGUGUCCUUUGGUGGAUACAAGUAUCCGACGAACGACUCCUACCAUAACCCCAUGGAAUACAUUACCCUGUAUGACAUUGCCAACCAGACAUGGUACACGCAGCAGAGCACCGGGGAUAUUCCCUCCUGGCGGAUGGCAGGCUGCAGUAUUACGGUGGCAGCAGCAGACCGAUCGUCAUUCUCCAUCUAUGACUUUGGCGGCAUGGGCGCAACCACCGCCAAUUCCGAUGGCGACGUGUAUGUUCUUUCUUUGCCGUCAUUCCGCUGGAUCCGUGUGAACGAGGGCAGCAGCAUCCGCGAAAAGCACACGUGCAAUCUCCUGGGAAAUCAUACGAUGAUUGUAGUGGGAGGGACCAUUCCCACCGACAGCUCAGAGUAUGAGCCCAAGCCGGUGAACUGCGACUCGGGCCAAUUUGAGAACGGCAUCGCCAUCUUCAACCUGAACAACCACACUUGGCUGACCGAUUACAAUGCCGCGGAUACAUCGGAAAUAUGCGCUCAGCUCAGUGAUUACCGAUGUCAUUGGCGGAAGAAAGCGGUCAUCACUACCCCCACCAGUGCAACUACAGCCGCCACGGCCGCCGCUAAUGCAACCUCGACAUCCGCACAGAGCAACACCAGCAACACCGGCAGCUCCAAGGGCGGGUUGUCCAAGGGCGGCAUCGUCGGCGUCACUAUCGGAGCCGUCGCUGGCGUGAGCGUCAUUGCCGGACUAGUCUUUUUCAUGCUCAAACGCAAACGUGCCCAGCCCACCGCAGACUCGGAAGUCGUGCAUGCACCAGGCCCAGCACCUCAAGGCCACUUUGCAGAGCUCAGUGGGGGACACGAGGGACACGAGCUGGGACAGGAUGGGAUCUCGAGCGUACCGGCUGCGGAAGUGAGUGGGAACUGGUGGCAGAAGACUCCCAUUGUAGCGGAGAUGGAUGGUGUAGGGGUGGUUGAGAAGGGGCGAUGCAUACCCUUACGUUUUGAUUUCGAGCAUUCUAGGGCCAUGAUGGAAAUGGAAUAA